AUGGCACCGCUGAACGAAACGCCCGAAGAUGGGGACGGGACGCGCGAGCUGCUGACGGAUCCCCUCCCCGAGCCUCUCGCGUGGAGCGGCGAAUUCGCGGGCGGCCUCAUCGCGGACGUCAAACGCCGCGCGCCCCAUUACGUCAGCGACUGGACCGACGCCUUCCUCCCCGCCAACCGCGGCCGAUGCCUCUCCAGCGUCGCCUUCCUCUUCUUCGCGUGCCUCGCGCCCGCCAUCGCGUUCGGCGCGCUCUUCGCCGAGUACACGGGGAACGAGUUGGGAGCCACUGAGAUGAUAUUGUCGAGCGCGAUAUCGGGCGUGGCGUACGCGUUCCUGUCGGGGCAGCCGCUGUGCGUUCUCGGCGCCACCGGACCCGAGCUCGCGUACACCGUGGUGUUCUACAACAUGUGCCAAAAGUUCAACGUCGAGUUUCUGCCCGCGAGGGUGUGGCAAGGGCUGUGGACCGCGUUGUUCACCUGCAUGCUAUCCGCGUUUGACGCGUCGGCGCUGAUGAACCGAGUCACCCGCUUCACCGAGGAAAUCUUCGCCGCGCUGAUAUCCGUCAUAUUCAUCAUCGAGGCCCUGACCUCCGUCGUCAAGCUCUACACGGAACAUCCAGGCGACGACAACGACGGUACGUCUCGAAUGGCGAGCGCCUUCCUGGGCACGAUGCUGUGCUUCGGGACGUACGGAACGGCCAUGGCGCUCAGGUCCGUGAAGCGCGGCGGCAAGAUGUUCAACCGAUCGGUCAGGGACGCGAUGGGAGAUUACGGCGUCACCAUCGCCAUACUGGCGUUCACCGGCGUCGCCAUCGCGUUCAAGAGGUACGGCGACACGUCGGUGCCCACGCUCGCGAUCCCGUCCGAGUUUGCUCCCACGUGGAUCAACCCAAAGACGGGCGAGCCCCGCGCGUGGCUCGUCAGCCCGCUCGGAAUCAACGAGGACUUCCCGCCGUGGGCCAUCUUCGGCACCAUCGUCCCCGCGCUCGGUCUGACCUUCCUCGGGUACAUGGACCAAAACCUCACGUCCAUUCUCAUCAACCGCAAAGACCACGCGCUGCGCAAGCCGCCCGCGUAUCACCUCGAUUUAUUAGUGUGCGGCGCCGUCGUCUAUCCCGUUUGCGCUAUGCUCGGUUUGCCGUUUACUCACGCCGCCACGGUCCGCUCGAUGACGCACCUGGUUUCACUCACCGAGUACAAGGCCGUCCCGGUCGACGUCACGACGGGAGGUAAAUCGAUCGAGGAGUCCAAGGGGUUUGUCGCGGCGAGGCGCGCGCGGAGCCUGAGCAUGUGCGGCGAGCCCAGCGUCGCGGCGGCGAAGAAAACGGCCAAAGAAGGUUUCGAAGACGCAUCCGGGGACAAUUCUGGAAGCGUCGAGAUGAAGACCGUGGCGGUCGGCGUGUGCGAGCAGCGCGUCACGCAGCUCCUCAUCCACGCCCUCAUCGCGUGCUCCCUCGCCAUCUCCCCGGUCCUUCGCGUCGUCCCGAAGAGCGUGCUCUCCGGGGUGUUCCUGUACAUGGGAGUGACGUCCACCGCGGGCAACCAACUCUUCGAUCGCCUCCACCUCCUGCUGUUCGUGUGGUGCGAGGAGAACCGCCCGCGCGGCCUCCCGUUCAUGCGCCCGUCGCGAUGUGGCGCCGAGUUCCUGCCCGUGCGAAGGGUGCACGCGUUCACCUGCGUCCAGGUGGCGUUGAUGGGCGGGCUGUACGCGAUGACAAAGGUGGGCGCCGUAGCCGUCGCGUUUCCGUUUUUCAUCGGCGCGCUGGUGUUUGUCAGGGAGUGGGCGCUGCCUUCGAUGUUCACGAGCGACGAGCUCGACGCCCUGGACGCGUGA
Messenger RNA from Micromonas commoda, 1833 nucleotides. Its product is annotated as anion exchanger family. Gene Ontology annotation, molecular function: solute:inorganic anion antiporter activity. The coding region runs from base 1 to 1833 and encodes 610 amino acids. NCBI's taxonomy places the organism in Eukaryota, Viridiplantae, Chlorophyta, Mamiellophyceae, Mamiellales, Mamiellaceae. Gene Ontology annotation, cellular component: plasma membrane. The transcript has 3 exons. The record is from RefSeq and is a predicted model, not a curated record. Gene Ontology annotation, biological process: monoatomic anion transport; transmembrane transport; monoatomic ion homeostasis.